AUGGUAAAUGCAACUCCCCCUUUAUGCACUUUGAUCUACCACCUGAAAAUCAAACUGUAUCUUCUUUGGACCAAAAGCCACAUCUCUGAUUUUGUAAGGGAGAAAGUUUUGGGACAAGUAGGUUCUGAAUCAGUUCAUGGAGUAGAAUGGAAGUUUUUGAAGUUUGUGGAAGAACCUAAUUUUGGACCAGGAUUCCCAAUUGAGACUGUGUAUGUUACUGGAGACCUUAUUCUUGAGCCUUUAAAAGACCAUUGUCAAUGGAGUUCCAAUGAAAUUUGCUCCAAUUUGCUUCUUCAAGUAAAGCCAGGUGGCAAUCGAAUUGGGCCAUUAGCAGUCAACACUCUACUUACAGAGUCAACACAAUCUCAUUCCUUAAAAUUGCCUCCAACAUUGUCAUGUCAGGAAUACCCUCCUGGAGUAAACAUUAUACCUAUGAGAAGCAAAACAGCACAACCUUUUCAUACAACAAAUUUGAUUGUAUUUACAAAUGGGAAUAAUCAAGUUAAACAUGAAAGUAGUCCCUUUAUUGCUCAUGGAGAGGCAAUGAUUAUAGAUCCUGGAUGUCGAUCAGAGUUCAAUAAAGAGCUUGCAGAAAUUGUUACUGCUUUACCACGAAAGUUAAUUGUAUUUGUCACUCAUCAUCAUCGUGAUCAUGUUGAUGGGCUUUCCACUGUUCAAAAAACCAAUCCUGAUGCUCAUCUUUUGGCUCAUGAAAACACCAUAAGCCGCAUUAGAAAAGACGAUUGGACUCUUGGUUGUACAACAGUUUCUGGAACAGAAGAGAUCUGCAUUGGUGGAGAGAGAUUCAAAAUCAUAUUUUCUCCAGGGCAUACAGAUGGACAUCUAGCAUUGUUGCAUGUUAGCACUAAUUCAUUGAUUGCUGGUGAUCAUUGUGUGGGACAAGGAAGUGCUUUCUUGGAUAUAAAUUCUGGUGGUAAUAUGAAUGAUUACUUCCAAACAACUUACAAAUUUAUGGACCUCUCACCAAAUGCUUUGAUCUCAAUGCAUGGAAGGGUUAAUUUAUGGCCAAAACACAUGCUUUGUGGUUAUCUUAAGAAUCGUAGAAGUAGAGAAUCUACAAUAUUGAAAGCUAUAGAAUCAGGGUCAAAAACUUUGUUUGAUAUAGUUGCAUAUACAUAUGCUGACGUGGACAGAAAUCUUUGGGUGAUUGCUGCAUCUAAUGUGAGGCUUCAUGUUGAGCAUCUUGCUCAUCAAAACAAAUUGCCUAAGGAAUUCUCUUUAGAAAAUUACAGGCGCAGUUGUUCUCAAUUUACUAUCCACGUGGGUAAAUUAUAAACCAAGGCCACGUCAUCUGCUGACUCCCCUUCUUUUACCUUAGGAGUUUUGUGUAAAGAAGUUUGAGUCAACAUGUAGAGUUCAUUUCUUGUUACGGUGGGUGUGGACAUAUGUACAAAACCGCAUUAUUAAUUAUCCAACUUUGAUGCUGCUUGGUGGUCUAACAGCUUCUGGUGUUGCUUUCUUGUAUUGUGUACGCAAUAAUCUCAAUUCUAGAUGAAGGUUCUAGAAUUUAGAAAUGAUAUGAUGUAUUAAAUUUAAACUUAUUUAAAUACAUGUUGAGAAUGGUUUGGAAAAAUUAUAUUUUAGAUCACAAUGCUUGGGAUGUGCACAUUUGAUCCGAUAAUGUACAUACGUCACCCCCAACCCAAAUGUAUUAAAAAAAUUCGUUUGGUGGCAUAUAUGAGAAUAUUCAAGCAUGUUACGUUAAUUCUUAUAAAAUUAUGGUUUUAUAAUAAGAUCAGAUUAUCCAUGAUCAUAAACAGAUGAAUUAGCUUGUUAAAAAAAGCACAUACCUGAGU
This is a messenger RNA of Lactuca saligna, 1817 nucleotides long. The record is from the annotation of a GenBank genome assembly. Lineage: Eukaryota; Viridiplantae; Streptophyta; Magnoliopsida; Asterales; Asteraceae.